Erinaceus europaeus (western European hedgehog) is the source of this 1806-nucleotide messenger RNA. It is a transcript of the gene ITM2C, whose product is annotated as integral membrane protein 2C. Gene Ontology annotation, molecular function: amyloid-beta binding. The record is from RefSeq and is a predicted model, not a curated record. Lineage: Eukaryota; Metazoa; Chordata; Mammalia; Eulipotyphla; Erinaceidae. The transcript has 5 exons. Gene Ontology annotation, biological process: negative regulation of amyloid precursor protein biosynthetic process. Bases 119 to 928 code for a protein of 269 amino acids. Gene Ontology annotation, cellular component: Golgi apparatus; plasma membrane; extracellular exosome.
CGGAGCUAAGCGAGAGGAGCAGGCUCCCGACUUCUGGGGCGAGCAGAGCCCGGGCGGCUGCUGGCGGCGCUGGGCGAGGCUCGGGCAGAGGCUGCGGGCGGGUGGCGGAGGCGCAGAGAUGGUGAAGAUCAGCUUCCAGCCCGCCGCGGCCGGCGUCAAGGCCGACAAAGCGGACAGGACUGAGGCCGCAGCCCCGGCUGCCGGCCCGGCCACUGAGAUCCUGCUGACCCCGGCCCGGGAGGAUCGGCCCCCCUGCCACCGCCACAAGAAGGGGGGCUCAGUGGGCGGCGCUUGCUACCUGUCCAUGGGCAUGGUUGUGCUGCUAAUGGGCCUGGUGUUCGCCUCUGUCUACAUUUACAGAUACUUCUUCCUGGCUCAGCUGGCCCGUGACAACUUCUUCCACUGCGGCAUGUUCUACGAGGAUUCGCUGUCGUCGCAGGCGCGCACACGCAUGGAGCUGGAGGAGGACGUGAAGAUCUACCUGGAGGAGAACUACGAGCGCAUCAACGUGCCGGUGCCCCAGUUUGGGGGUGGAGACCCUGCCGACAUCAUCCAUGACUUCCAGCGGGGUCUCACUGCCUACCAUGACAUCUCCCUGGACAAAUGCUACGUCAUUGAGCUCAACACCACCAUCGUGCUGCCCCCCCGAAACUUCUGGGAGCUGCUCAUGAAUGUGAAGGGGUCCAGAAGCGAGAAGCCAAGAACUGCAGCUCCAUCCGCCACUUUGAGAACAUCUUUGUGGUGGAGACGCUCAUCUGUGGGAUGGUGUGAGGGCCCUCCAUCUCCAGGCCCCACCCCUGCUCCCCCCUUUCUUCCAGCCAUUCUCUGGCCCUUGCCCCUUGCUUUGCUUGUACUUGGACCCCUUCCCAUAGAUGUGACAUCGUCUCUGUCCCUUGGCCCUGCCCACCUCCCUGUACCAGAGCUGUGACCUCGAGAGACUCCUCCACUGCUGAUCUGGAUGGGGGGGACUGCAGGGGAACCCCAAGAUGUUUUCUAUGUCCACUAUCUUGAAGUCAGGCUGGCAGGGGAAGGACUGCAUCUAGGGUCCCUGGGCAGGCCGAGUGUGAAGUGCAGGGAUUAGAGACACCUGUUCAGUGUGGAAGGUCCCGAGGGGGUUUUUCCUGGCAGGGCACACUGCACCCCACGUCCUGAUUUCAGCGUCUGCACUGAGGCAGGGGGGAGGUUUCUGAGAUGGACACCCCCAGAGCACUAGGGGAGGUGGUUGUCCUGCGGUGUGGGUGUGGGGAUCCCCAGGACUCCUGUCAGUGCCUUGAGCACCCCCAGUGGGAAUUUGGAGUUGGGGGGCAGGGGUGAGGUUGCAUCUGUUAAGCACAACUGAUCUCGAUUGGAACCAAAGAAGGAAGGAGUCUGGGCCCCAGCCUGCCUUCCACCCCUGGAGCACAAGUGGGACCCCUGUAACUGCAGAGAAAUAAAGGGUGAGCUGAGUGGGAGUGACCCUACCACUUACUCCGGACUUGGAGCCCUGUGCAUAGUGGGGGAGGGAAGAGAGACGCCUGGUACAUGAGCCCCCACCUCCUCUCUGUUCUGAAAUGCUGUCCUCCUCCACUUUGGGGUGGGGAGGGGGGUGCAGUGUGUCUCGUUUUGUUUUUUUCCUUUUCCUUCUCACGUUUGCAUGUUUUUACUGAUUGUUCAAUAUGCUAACCGUUUUCAGCCCACCUUCCCCAGCCCAGUAAGGAGGGCUCCGAACCUUAGGGGUCCCAGAGGGAAAUCUGAAAUGCUUUGUAUAUUUUCUCACGAUCUCUUUGCAGAAGUGUCUGUAGAACAAUAAAAAUCUUGUACUUCUGA